Messenger RNA from Paramisgurnus dabryanus, 4009 nucleotides. RefSeq names its product transient receptor potential cation channel, subfamily A, member 1b (gene trpa1b). Gene Ontology annotation, molecular function: monoatomic ion channel activity; protein binding. Gene Ontology annotation, biological process: monoatomic ion transmembrane transport. NCBI's taxonomy places the organism in Eukaryota, Metazoa, Chordata, Actinopteri, Cypriniformes, Cobitidae. The record is from RefSeq and is a predicted model, not a curated record. Gene Ontology annotation, cellular component: membrane; transmembrane transporter complex.
AAUAUCCUCAUCUAGCUCACCAAAUGCAGUUAGGAAAAGAACUUGUGAGGCAAAACAGCAUCUACAAGUGUGUGAUCAGUGACGAUGACACGAUUCUGGAUUCUGCAGAUGUGUUUGAGUUGGCUUUUAAAGGGAAUGCUUCAGCCAUUGACCGCCUGAGUCGGAAAACUCCGGAAAACUUGAGUAGCAGGGACGAGGAUGGAGCUAGCCCAUUGCACUAUGCUUCAGCCGGCGGAAACCUGGAGAUAAUUCGGCUCAUUGUUUCUAUUGUGGGUCCUGAGGAGCUGAAUGCACAGGAUGGACAGGGCAGAACUGCUUUGCACUGGGCUGUGGAGCAGAAUCAGGAGCAAAGCUGCGCGUUACUGCUGGACCUGGGUGCCAACCCCAACAUCCUUAGCAAUGCCCUCAUGGCUCCUCUGCACCUGGCUAUCACAAAAAAGCUCGAUCAUCUGGUAGAGCUCCUUUUGACCUGUGACAAGACAGAUGCCAAUUUGGAAGGGGAUCUAGGUAACACACCCGCGAUGCUGGCAUGCUCCAGCAAUAACUGCCAAGCCCUCCAAGCUCUAUUUAAACAUGGUGCACAAAUGUGUCGUCAGAACAAACUGGGUCACUACGUCAUCCAUACAGUUGCUUUCGCAGGUGCCAAAGAGGCUAUGGAACUGGCUUUGAAAAUUGGAGAAGAGAUGGGAAUUUCCACCCUAGUGCACAUUAACUAUUUGGACAAAACCAAAAGCAGCCCCCUUCAUCUGGCUGUGCGUGGUGGGAACAUAGAGGUAAUCAAACUUUGCAUCGCGAAAGGAGCCAGAGUGGAUCAGCAACAGUGUGACAAAUCCACCGCCCUCCACUUCGCCUGCACUCAGGGUGCCAUCGAGGCCGUCAAAGUCAUGCUUUCGUCCUAUAACAGAGUGGAAGACAUCAUCAACAUCAGAGACGGAGCCAACCAGACGCCCUUACAUAGGGCAACGUUGUUUGAUCAUGUCGAAUUGGCCGAAUAUCUGGUUUCAAAGGGAGCAGAAAUUAACUGCACUGACUGCAAGGGAAUGUCGCCUCUGCUGCAGGCAGCCAGCUGCGGUGCUUGGAAAACAGUGGCAUUUUUACUGUCAAAAGGUGCAGAUUUCAAAAUCAAAGAUAAAGCAGGCCGCAACUUUCUGCACUUCGCCACUCUUCAACCCAAAGGGCUGAAAAAUCUGCCUGAUACUGUCUUACAGAGUAAUGCUGUAAGAGAAAUGCUGCCGGAUGAAGAUGUCGAGGGCUGCACUCCUCUGCACUACGCCUGCAAACUUGGCAUCCACGACUCAGUCAAAAACAUGCUGUGUCUUAAUAUUUCUUUGGGCCAAAAGUCACGGGAAAAGAAAUCGGCCCUUCACUUUGCAGCAGAAUAUGGGCGUAUAAACACAUGUCAAAGGCUGCUGGAGACCCUCACAGACUCCAAAAUGCUGAAUGAAGCAGAUGACAAGGGUCUGACCCCCCUCCAUCUUGCUUCAAAGGGAGGACACGCUCAGGUUGUGGAUCUGCUGCUCAGGAGGGGAGCUCUCUUCCAAAGCGAUUAUAAAGGCUGGUCUUGUUUACAUCACGCCGCAGCUGAGGGAUACACACAGACAAUGAAAAUUCUUCUAGCAGCCAACCUUAAACUGGUGGAUAUGACGAAUGAAGAAGGGGACACAGCCUUGCACGUUGCUGCCAAAGCAGGUCAUGUAGGGGCAGUCAAGAUGUUAUUGGACAGAGGAGCUGAAAUCACCCUCAACAACGCAGACAGCUCUUUCUUGCAUGAGGCUGUACGCAAUGAGAGAAAAGAUGUAGUGAAUGCCACCAUUGAACAUGAGAGGUGUUCUGAGGCUAUGCUGACAUUUAAUACAGGAACACAAGUAUCCCGCUGUGUUGUAAUAGACAUUGUGGAGUUUCUCCCAGAGUCUUUCAAGCAUCUUCUGGAUCUGUGCACGAAGGAAUCAGACCAUGAUGCCAACAGUCCAGACUACCAUAUGACGUAUGAUUUCCGGUGGCUUCAGGCACCCUUACAGUGGAAGAAGGUUGCUGAAACAGAUAAAACUAUGAAAUUCCUUCCACUUGAAGCUCUGAAUGCCAUGGUGCAGUACAACCGACUGGAGCUUCUGACUCACCCCGUGAGCCAAAAAUACCUGGAGAUGAAGUGGAAGGCGUAUGGAAGCAAGGUUCAUUUGCUCAACCUGGCUAUAUACCUAUUUGGCUUGUUGCCCCUCACGUACCUCAUUCUUAAUCUGAGACCGAGCCAGAAGGUUUCAACCAAUGCCACCACUAUCACCAUGGUGCAUGUAUCUUUCAGCAAGCAAAAAUAUUUAACCUCAGUAUGUAUAAUCAUGGUGCUUGUCAUGAACCUGUAUGCCAUUUGCAAAGAGCUGGUGCAGUUGGCUCAGCAGCGAAUAAAUUACUUCACGGACUAUUCUAACCCUGCUGACUGGACUUCCGCCAUAAGCUCUUUGGUCUUUGUUAUUCCCAUGUGCUUCACUGUACAAAAUCCAUGGCAAUGGGAAGCUGGAGCCGUGGCUAUUCUGACCUCAUGGGUCAGCUUUCUACUCUACUUCCAAAGGUUUGAGCGAAUAGGAAUUUAUGUGGUCAUGUUUGGCGGGAUCAUUAGGACCCUGGUGUGCACCUUGGUUCUCUUUAUGUUCCUCCUGCUGGCAUUCGGCUUGUCCUUCUACGCUUUGAUGCUUCACCGCGAUGAGUUUAGCUCCUUCAGCCUGUCUCUUGCCCAGACGUUUGUAAUGACAGUGGGAGAACUGAACUACCAGAGCACAUUUCUGGAUGCUUAUAAAAACGAGAAUAUGGCGUUUCCUGGGACCACCUAUUUAGUCUUUGUGCUUUUUGUUCUUCUGAUGCCGAUUCUCCUCAUGAACCUAAUGAUUGGUUUGGCGGUGGGAGACAUUGCGGAGGUACAGAGAAAUGCAGAAUUAAAAAGGAUAGCCAUGCAGAUUGAACUUCACACAACCCUAGAAGAGAAGCUGCCAUACUGGUUCCUAAAGCGAGUGGACAAACCCACCAUCACUAUCUAUCCCAAUCAAUGCAAGAAAGUCUUGAUGCAGGCCUUGGUCGAUGGCGAAAUCCAAAACACAGUUCGCACCCGUUUGAACCUUCACUCAGGUCAGAGAGGACCUCUGGAGAGAGAGCUGCACAAACAGAAGAACAGGUUAAAAGAAAUGGCCAGUGUGUUGGAUAAGCAGCAUGAUCUGCUGAAGUUGAUCAUACAGAAGAUGGAAAUCACAUCUGAGGCCGAUGAAUAUGACGGCCCUCAGAACCCUCGAGCCCUAAGAUAUCCAUCGUCAUCCUCAUGCCCGAAGUCAAAGUGGGUACCCCUGAUGCAAGCUCUUCGGUUGAAGAAGUGACAUCAGAGACAAUGAUGUCAUGCUGUACCAAGGACAUCUUUAUGUAUAAAACAAAAAUCAUGCAGGAGCAUUUUUUAUGAUCUUUGUAUGUUUAGCAGGGUUUUUUCUACUGUUUGAUUUCAGUAUAUCUGUGUGGUUAAGUGCAUUUGUGUAGGUCACAAUGUAGUUUAAUGAUAAGACCACUGGGGUCAUUUGUUGUAUUAUAUGUAAUGCUUGUAAUGUGCGUAAGUUACAUUUGAUGUUUCAUAUAUAGCUUCAGUACUAAAGAAGAUGUAGCAUGUAGGAUUAAAGCAUUUGGGAGCCAUGUAAAGCAUCACACAUACAGAUUUAUUAGUAGUACAGUUAGCAUGUGUAUUUCAUCUGACCCUGUAGGGGAGCACUAUAAUCCCCCAUUUCUGGGGGUCUGUUUCAACUCUCGUUUGAAUAUCUCUACCACUCCAUGAUGACAUUCCCAUAAAUGCACUGUUACAUAAAACCAUCAUGUUGAUCAGAUUGUCCACGGUGAUGUCACAGCCUUUAACAAACAUAAGUCGUGUUGAAAAUAAAUGCCAGAAUGCUGUAAAAAUCUUUUUGAUGAUUUUGCAUGCACAUCAUGAGAUGUAGUAAAUUUAAUGAUGAGGAUCACUAUAAACAGAUGGGAUGGAUUUGCUUCA